Molecule: messenger RNA, 3965 nt
Organism: Amaranthus tricolor (Joseph's coat)
Lineage: Eukaryota; Viridiplantae; Streptophyta; Magnoliopsida; Caryophyllales; Amaranthaceae
Product: probable protein phosphatase 2C 62
Exons: 9
Coding region: 91-3288 (1065 amino acids)
Source: RefSeq, a predicted model, not a curated record
UCCAUCCCCAUUCUCUACUGAUAAUGCAGUCAUGAUAAGAAUAAUUACCUUCUUUUAUCCAAACUCCUCAGCUUGUGCCCAUGUCCUCUAAUGGCGGAAUUGCUAUGCAACAUUAAUUUCUCCCGUCUCUCCGUCCCACUCCAUUUCUCUCCUCAUCCACAUUUCUGCUUCACUCGUUUCGCCCCUCUCAGGCGCAGAUUUUCUAAUUCCUCAAUCCUCGCCAAGCUCUCUUCCGAUUCCUCACAAUUUGACAUUAUAUCAGCAACUGAGAACUCUGAUGGUAGCAUCAUUUUCAAAUUUGGAGAUGCAAGUGAACUUUCUCAAUCAGUAGAGGAUUUUGAUGUUCAAAAUGAAGAGAUAUUGGAGAGUGAAAGUAACAGAAUUUUGGCUCUUCAAGAUAAUGCUGUUACUGAUGACGACGACGAGAGUGAUGGAACUAAGGCAGACAUUUUGGUCAUAAAUAGCUUUCAAGCUAAGGAAAUUGCGAAUGAACCUGUUGAUUCUCUUAUUAAAUCAGAGUUUGUCUCUCAGUCCUGUGAAGAUUCUGUCGAUGAUGAACAGAUUAGUAAUUCGAUGUCAAUUGCAAAUCAACCUGCUCCUAUUUAUAAAAUUGUUUCACUGUCUGAUGCUAAAUCUUCUUCAGACGCCGUUUCAGAUGAACAAAAUAGUGAUUUGACUUCAAUUGCGAAUGUAGAUACACUUGUUGAUUCUCAAAUUAAUCCACGGUUUGAUGUUCAAUCUUAUGAAGUUUAUGUUAGUGAAUUUGGAGAAGUGGAGAAUUCCAGCGAUUUCGACACGGUACAGUUGGAAAAUCAGAUAAUAAAUAUGGUUGCAACAUGUGAUUCUAAUGUUGAGGUGGCGAUGAUUGAGAAGGCUGAGGAAAUGGCAAAAGUUUCCGAGGAUAUGAGUGUUGAUGAUAAGCUUGAAUACGACGGAGAUGAGUUGUCCGUUGUUUCGGAGGAAAUUAAUGGUGGUGGUAAACUUGAAUACGGAGUUGAUGAGACACCGGUCAUUGUUUCUGAGGAGAAGAUUGAUGGUGGUGAUGAGAUGUCAAUCAUUGCUUCUGAAGAGGCGAGUGUUGAUGGUGGUGAGAUGUUGGCCAUUGCUUCCGAGGAGGCAAGUGAUGAUGGUGAUAAGAUGUUAGCCAUUGGUUCUAAGGAAGCGAGUGAUGAUGGUGAUGAAGCCAUUGCUUCUGAGGAGGCGAGUCAUGAUGGUGAUAAGAUGUCAGCCAUUGCUUCUGAAGAGGCAAAUGGUGAUGCGAUGUCGGCCAUUGCUUCCGAGGACACGACUGCUUAUGGUAAGCUUGAAUAUGGCGGUAAAGAGUCAAACACAGUUGCUUUUGAGAAGAGUAAUGACGGUGGUAAGGUUGAAUAUGGUGGUGAUGAUCUGCUAACAUAUUCUUCCGAGGAGAUGAGUGAUGGUUGUGAUGAGUCUUUGGUUAAUGCUUCUGUAGAAAUGAAAGAUGCUGAUAAGGUUGAGUAUGGUGGUCAUGCAGUGUCAUUUAUUGCUUCUAAGGAGAUCAAUGAUAAUGUAGAGGUUGAAUGUGUUGAUCAAGAGACAUUGACCAUCGCUUCUGAGGAUACCAUUGACAAGGUUGAAUACGGUGAUGAUACGGUGUCUUUCGUUGCUUCUGAGGAGAUCAAUGAUGGUGUAAAGGUUGAAUGUGUUAACGAUGAGACACUAGCCAUUGCUUCUGAGGGUAAUAUUGAUAAGGUUGGAUAUGUUGGUGAUGAGACCUUGGCCAUAAAUUCUGAGGAUACCAUUGAUAAGGUUGAAUAUGUUGGUGAUGAGACAUUGGCCAUUGCUUCUGAGGAUACCAUUGUUAAAAUUGAAUAUGUUGGUGAUGAGAUAUUGGCCAUUGCUUCAGAGGAUACCAAUGAUAAGGUUGAUUAUGUUGGUGAUUCGGCGUCGUUCAUUGUUUCUGAGGAGAUCAAUGAUGGUGCAAAGGUUGAAUAUGGUGGUGAUGAGACAUUGGUUAUUGCUUCGGGGGACCGCAUAGAUGAUGAUAAGGUUGAAUAUAGCGGUGAAGAGACAUUGGCCAUUUCUUCCGAGGAGAUGAUGGAUGGAGGUAAGCUUGAAUGCAGCAACAUUGAUACAUUGUCCAUUGUUCCCGAGGAAAUGGUUGAUGAUGGAAAACUUGAUAGUGGUGAUAUUGACUCAUUAGCUAUUGCUUUCAAUGAGACGAAUGAUGUCCGUAAGGUAAUAAGUGUAAGCGAAGAGUUAUCGAAUAUCAGUGAGACGAGUAUGGUGGUACAAUCAGAGGAUGAGAUUGCGGAGUCUGAGGCGGAUGCUCUUGCUGCUGAUGAAGAAGUGGAAUUGAUUUCUCCACCGUUAGAAGCAGAACCAAUUCUUGAUGAGGAAAGGGAUUUUGAAUAUCUUGCUGGUGUCAUAACAGUUGCAUCAACUUUGGGCUUUGACAAGGUUCAUCACAUGGCAACACCGUCCAUUUCACAAUCUGAUGAAUUUAGUGAUAUUUUAUUAGCAGCUGGUCCUAUUACAUCAGAUAUAAAUUCAGUCAAUUUCGACAGUCCGAACGAAGUGGAAUCCUCUGCUCCUACAUUUUUUAUUUCAUCGGCUGCUGCGUCAUUGUCACAUUCUCUUGAGGCUUUGACAGGUGGAAAGGAUGCCUAUUUUGUUUCUGAGGAAUGGUUUGGUGUGGCAGAUGGCGUUGGUCAAUGGUCACUGGAAGGGAUAGAUGUGGGAUUGUAUGCUCAUGAACUCAUGCAGAACUGUCAAAAAUUGCUGAAGAGCAAUGCUGGAAUAACUGACGUUAAAGAUCUUUUCCAACAAAGUGAUGCUAUGACACAAUCAACUGGUUCAGCCAGGGUUAUAAUUGUUCAUGUUGCUAAUCAGGGUCUCCAUGUGGCAAAUAUUGGAGACACGGGAUUCAUGAUAAUCAGGAAUGGGGCUCUCUUCAAAAAAUCUUCUCCAAUGCUUCACGAAUUCGGUUUCCCUUAUGCAAUUGGCUUGGGCGAUGAUUCAGUGGAAGAUGUUGAGGAAUACCAUAUUGAACUAGAAGAUGGUGAUGUGAUUGUGACAGCAACGGAUGGCCUUUUUGAUAAUCUGUAUGAACAAGAAAUUGUUUUCACAGUUUCCAAAGCUUUGGAAGCUGGAAUACAUGUACAGGAGCUAGCUGAACUCCUAGCUACUAAAGCACAAGAAGUGGGGAAGUCAGAAAAUACGAGAAGUCCUUUUGCAGAUGCAGCACAGGCAGCAGGACAUCCAGGAUACAGUGGCGGCAAAUUUGAUCAUGUGACUGUCAUUGUGUCUCUUGUGCAAACAAGAUAGACUUUCUUGGAGUGACUUCCAGGUUUCAUUACUAUUUGCUACUCCUACUCUACUUUUAAAGUACCCAAAAAAUUUAACUGUUGUAUGUAACUGUAUCGUGCGAGUAUUAGUUUCGUUUCUCUCCACUGCCUCUAUUAUGUAAAUGUUCAGUGAUCUGAUUAGGCGAUAACACAAUAUUUGUUUUCUCCCCUCUACAUAGUUUUAACUUUCAAGCAGAUGCAAUUUUCUGAGAUGACACUCACGAAAAUCAUUAUUAUUCCUUGUAUUUUUUUCGGAAAGUGUGGCAUACUACUUUUACAAUUCAGGGUCGCGAGUUAUGGGAAGGUUCUGAGUUAGCCAUGCCUGAACUACUGAGCUGCAGAGUAAUAAUUGAAGUUAGCUACUUGGCUGAGGAUGAAAUAAAGUAAACAUUGAGAAGAAGGAAGAAGCUGAAGUUAAUUUAUAGAAAACUAGAAGCUAGAGUAGUUGGUGAAACUCUAAAUUGAAUAAAAGUUUGUUAGAUGAUGUGGCGAGUUGAGGAUAAAUAAUGAUGUGGCUUAGUUUAUUAGCAUAAUGGCUGAGUUGUUUUAAUUAAUGAUGAUGACGUUUGUAAGUAAUGAAUUGACCUGUAUAAAUAGCAUUGGAUACAUUUCUGCAAUUCAUCAUUUAAGAAAUAAGCAAAUUUCCACUUUCUCUCA